UCGUGAAUAAACAUGUAUUUGCUAGGCAGCCGAAUGUAUGUUAAAUGUACAAAAUGCCACGUGGCUUUAUGUUUAAAGGACGCGCAUAUACGGUGUCAGAGUUCUGCGGCACAUCUGGAACAGGACGACAUUUUGAAAGGUGGUCCUCAUAGAAAGCACCCAGGUGUGACAAACCUCAAAACUGUGCGCCUGCCGGAGCAACUGCAGGUAGCAGCACAAUCUGUCUUAAAAAGAGCAACUGCAGGGGCAGAUGUAAAAAGUCUGAGUGAAAAGGCACAUAAGCUGUCCAACUUCCUUUGGAGCAGGAAACGGGUGAUAGAAACCUCUCAACUCAGGGAGAAAGCCGUCCUCCUUGAGAAUACAUUUUUGGAGCAAGAGAGGGAUAUCCAUACAGAUGGCAUUGACCGCAAACUAGAGGCUCGAAUAAGAGAGAGAGUAUUAUCUGAACUGAGAAGAACAACAUACCGCAGGACUCCCCUAAGGUACGAUGAAGAUCUUGGGUUGGUGUAUAUGGCUGCUAGGCUUGUAGGUGGUUAUGCUGCUGUCCUCAGAGCAUUAAAUGAAAUUAAGAAGAGAGAUCCUGUGUUUGUGCCAUAUUCUCUCCUGGACUUUGGAUCAGGUACUUGCUCUGGAGGCAUGAACACCUUGGCAGAACAGCUUCUUAGCGGGGGCAAUGAGGUGGAUAAUCCAGUGAUCAAACAAGUAUAUUUCCGCCAGUUCCUCCCUGUUUCUCCUAAGGUGCAGUUUGACCUUGUGAUAGCCGCUUUCUCUUUGUCAGAACUGGCCACUUUGGACGAGCGAGUGAAUGUUAUUUUCACACUUUGGAGAAAAACCAACUCCUACCUUAAUUACUGUUUCCUAGUGCAGUUCUUGGUACUUUGUAAAGGUAUUGGUGGAGAAUGGAGCCAAGGAUGGCCAUCAAAUCCUUAUGGAGGCCAGAGACACUAUACUAAAGAGAGAAGAGGAGGUCAAACAUGACUUGAGGAGACCAUCUAUAUUUGCCCCAGUGUGUUAAAAAAAAAUCAUGGGAGAUGGCCAGACUGAUCUCACAAGUCCGUCGCCGACCCAGACAUGUUCAGUGAACUCAAACAGCUUGCUGUAAUGGCCCGUUGUCAUGGAAAGUAAUGCUUUCAUUUAUUGGAUCUCUACUUGCAUUUUCAGUGAAUGACCUCUUUUUAACAAUAAUUUUCAUUGUCUAUUUUAACAGGGACAUGUACAAAUGUGUUCGUAGUAGUGACUGGGGUGAUCUGCUGUCAAUGUUUCAUGCAGAAGAUGACGAUACUACUACGAUAAUCUAUUAAUGCAGUG
Molecule: messenger RNA, 1308 nt
Organism: Sinocyclocheilus grahami
Lineage: Eukaryota; Metazoa; Chordata; Actinopteri; Cypriniformes; Cyprinidae
Product: methyltransferase-like protein 17, mitochondrial
Exons: 11
Coding region: 13-978 (321 amino acids)
Biological process (GO): translation
Cellular component (GO): mitochondrial small ribosomal subunit
Molecular function (GO): methyltransferase activity; structural constituent of ribosome
Source: RefSeq, a predicted model, not a curated record